AUGAGAUUCGCUUACACACCUGACAACGGCGAUUUUACCAUCUCGCUUUACGAAAACAACAACAGGAUCUUCUACAGAACUUUAUCUCUCAGAAGUCGGUCAGUGUUCUGCCUUCCGAUCCUGCGAUUCGUCAAGUUCUGUUUAACAUUGUCCGACACGUAUUUCAACCAGAACAAUCUGCACACCUGUCUGAACUUAGAAACGCGAAUUUUCUUCAUGACAGUGUUGACAUUGCGUUUCAACUGCGUGGAAAUAGGCCCGAACGGGAUCAAUUGGGCGCAAAUGGAUUACAUCGCCAGCGAGAACAUGGAGGAAACGCAACAGCAGAUCGACGAACCGGCAGUCUACGACGCCGUAGACUUCGAGCAGCUGGAUCUCGAGAUCUACGCGAAUUACACGAGCGUGUUGACUCCCGAGGAGGAGGCGGAAAUUGGACAGCUGAAAUUGAAAUUGUUCGAUAAAAUUGACGAUCGUGUGAUGUUUGCUGAAUGA
Habropoda laboriosa is the source of this 492-nucleotide messenger RNA. RefSeq lists its product as uncharacterized. The coding region runs from base 1 to 492 and encodes 163 amino acids. Lineage: Eukaryota; Metazoa; Arthropoda; Insecta; Hymenoptera; Apidae. The transcript is spliced from 2 exons. The record is from RefSeq and is a predicted model, not a curated record.